Molecule: messenger RNA, 1126 nt
Organism: Hyposmocoma kahamanoa
Lineage: Eukaryota; Metazoa; Arthropoda; Insecta; Lepidoptera; Cosmopterigidae
Gene: spidey
Product: very-long-chain 3-oxoacyl-CoA reductase
Exons: 7
Coding region: 82-1041 (319 amino acids)
Cellular component (GO): endoplasmic reticulum
Molecular function (GO): oxidoreductase activity
Source: RefSeq, a predicted model, not a curated record
AGUACGCAUGCGGGAAGUGUGUCAACCGGUGUACUCUCACCAUAACCUGUCACUUUUAGUAGAAAAUAGAAAUUAAUAAAAAUGGCUUUCAGUACUUUAGAAAAACUUGGAAUUGUAUUUGCAGUGGGGUUUAUUCUAUAUGUAGUGAAAUUUGUAUUUAGUGUUGUUUAUAUCUACGCGCUUGGCCCUGCUUUGAAUAAGUUGGACUUCAAAUCCAGAGGAAAAUGGGCCUUGGUUACCGGAUGCACCGACGGCAUCGGAAAACAAUAUGCAAGACAGUUGGCAUCCAGAGGCUGUGACAUUGUUCUAGUCAGCCGUUCUUUAGACAAACUGAAAGCUACUGCGGAAGAAAUUGAAAAAGAUUUCAAAGUAUCAACAAAAAUCGUGAGAGUCGACUUUAGUGAUGGCGAAAAUAUCUACGAUACGAUUGCCAAAGAAAUCGCUGACCUCGAGAUUGGCACGCUUGUCAACAAUGUUGGCGUCUCCUAUGUUUAUCCUGAAUACUUUUUGGAUAUUCCUGACUGGGAAAAGUUCCUGUCCACCACUAUCAACACGAAUAUAGUGUCGGUCACUUAUAUGACCAAACUCGUGUUACCUGCCAUGGUGAAGAGAGGAAAGGGCAUAAUCAUCAACAUUGGUUCUGGUUCAACUGCAAAUCCUGCUCCUCUACUUGCCAUGUAUGCUGCUUCUAAGGCAUACGUCGAGAAACUAACAGAAACCCUUGAACAGGAAUACUCCAAAAAAGGCAUCAUAUUCCAAUGCGUCCUCCCGGGUUUUGUUUGCUCCAACAUGUCUGGAAUCCGCCGUAGCACAAUAUUGGCCCCUACUGCUAAGACUUAUGUCAAAUCUGCCAUUGGUCAUGUGGGAAUUGUCUCCAAAACUGUUGGCUAUUUGCCGCAUGCUGUAUUUUUUUUGGUUGUUAACACCAUUUAUGGAACAAGCAAGGCCUUCGGUAUUUGGCUGGUUACAAGGACAAUGGAAAACAGCCGCAGAAAAGCACUCAAAAAACACAAGAAUCAGAGAGGAAAAUUGGAAGCUUGAUCGUGUCCGUCUCUAGAAUUUAUGACCAAUCUGGAUAUUUCAGUUUGAAAUUUCAUUGUUGAGAGUCAUGGCGAACUUCCCGUCC